Prunus armeniaca (apricot) is the source of this 330-nucleotide messenger RNA. Lineage: Eukaryota; Viridiplantae; Streptophyta; Magnoliopsida; Rosales; Rosaceae. The record is from the annotation of a GenBank genome assembly.
AUGAAGUUCCUGUUGGAGUUGGGGUCGUGUUACCGUUCUUCGUCGUCGUUGAAGCAAACUCAAGAUCAUGAGAUGAUCAAAAGCCGUGUGAGAAGAUCAAAAUCUGCAGAGUCUGCUCAACAAUGGAGGCCAGCUCUUGUUGCAAUCUCAGAGGAUGUGGUUGCUUCUGGUCACGAGGGUAAGGCUCAGUCUGAGAAGAUAUCGUCCAAGAAAGGACGUAAGGCCAAGGCUCGAAGCCUCAGUUGCAUUAGUCACGACGAGCUCUCCGGGGGAAACAAUGCGCCUGUGUUCGUACCUGCAGCGUUUGCAGCAACCCCCUUCAUGUUCUGA